UCAGGGGGGCACGUGCACACACACAAUGGACCCCAUCACCUUUGCGGUGUCCGUCCACCUUCUUGUGGUUCCUGCGUGGGCCCUCUCCCACCUCUCUUCCGUGGACAGCAUCCUCUACCCCCGUUCAGUCUCCAGGCUGCAGAAUGAGCCAAUGAGGAUCGACCCUUGUUGUCUGUCACCGCCCCCACCACCACUCUUCCCCCCGCCCCUUCUGCUGUGGAGGCGUGGCGACCCUAGUGAAAUUAUCUUUUUCGAGCCAAGUGUUUACGGAACAGAAGAGGAGAAGCAACAAUAUAAAUCUGUGAUGACGGGGUGUUUACCUGGACCACCAGGACCUCCAGGGCCUCACGGUCCACAGGGCCACAGCGGGCUACCUGGCGCACAAGGACCAAAAGGAGAGAAGGGAGAAAUUGGACGUCCAGGGCCAAAGGGUCGUACAGGAGCCCCAGGUCUUCCAGGUAAGCCAGGAAUACGGGGAUGGCCUGGUGCUGAAGGACUCCAGGGUGAGAAAGGUGAUCCAGGUCUCAUGGGAUUACCAGGAUUGAGGGGACCACCAGGUUUAAAGGGUUUAUCAGGUUACAAAGGAGAAAAGGGUGCUUGUGGUGAGCCUGGAGCAACAGGACCAAAGGGUGAUAAGGGCUCAGUCGGUUUGCCUGGGAUGCUUGGACAGAAGGGGGAGCAGGGGCCAAAGGGAGGAAUAGUAGUCCCAGGCAAGAGAGGACCCACAGGACGGCCAGGGAAGAGAGGCAAACAGGGCACAAAGGGACAUGCUGGAGCUCCCGGAGCGAUAGGGCCACAAGGACCCCCAGGUCCAAACGGUCAUCCUGGGCCACCUGGUGCACCUGGUUCAGCUCUCUACUUAGUCGGGGAAAAAGGAGAUAAAGGUCUCCCAGGUCCUCCAGGUCGCUGUGAGUGUAACCCCCCGACUGGAGAAAACAGUGCCCCCUAUGGAAGUUAUACACUGCGUGAUAGCCCAAAUAAAGUCCCUGCAAUAUUUGUGGUGAACAGUGAAGAAGAGAUGGGCCACCUGAAUGCAGACAACUCAAUAGUGUUCAGGAAGGACCAACGAGCCCUCUACUUCAAAGAUAAAACUGGGUGGAAGCCCAUACAGCCGUUCCAGUCGUUCCAGUCCACAGAGAAAGUUGCGGACAGGGUUGGAGUUUGUGGGGAUGGAAAGGUCCAGGCUCAGCAUGGAGAGGAGUGCGACGAUGGGAACCAGAUCGUCACAGAUGCUUGUCUCAACUGUAAGUGGGCCUACUGUGGAGAUGGCUACCGACAUGAAGGUAUGGAAGAGUGCGAUGGAAAGGACUUUGGAUAUCAAACCUGCAAAUCCUAUCUUCCUGGAUCCUUUGGGCAGCUCAGAUGCACCAACUCCUGCCUCAUCGAUUCCACUGGCUGCAAGUACUUCACCUGAAUGCAACUUUGCAAUUUCUCCUUCUAGUGAUGAACACUUUAGCUUACUACUGAAGAGGCUUUUCCACCCAAAUAAACAAU
Thalassophryne amazonica is the source of this 1494-nucleotide messenger RNA. Its product is annotated as acetylcholinesterase collagenic tail peptide. The transcript is spliced from 17 exons. NCBI's taxonomy places the organism in Eukaryota, Metazoa, Chordata, Actinopteri, Batrachoidiformes, Batrachoididae. The record is from RefSeq and is a predicted model, not a curated record. The coding region runs from base 26 to 1414 and encodes 462 amino acids.